UCAGAGUGUCGGCGUCUGCAGGAGCUUACAGGGCAAGAGUUCACCGGUCUGUCGCUAACUCGGGGACUUUCUCUCAGUUUGGUGAUAGCUGACCAAGUUUAGAGGCAAAAAGCAAACACAUGAGAGGUCUACGAAGGAGUCGCUGUCCGCAAAAUAACUUCAUGGAGAGAAGUUUAGCCCGGGAAGUAGCCUGCACUGGAUACGUUCAGCCCGGGGUGAAAGACGGUGAUUUUAUUGGCUUUACGGACAGCAACGACGAUGCCCAUUUAAAACGGGGGAAGUUUUCUGGGGGUGUUUGAGAGAGAGAGAGAGAGAGAGAGAGAGAGAGAGAGAGAGAGAGAGAGAGAGAGAGAGAGAGAGAGAGGCCAGAGACAUGAUGUCCAUUGGAGCUGAUAGCUGACACUGUAGAAUGAGAGAGGAUGGAACAGACUGACAACCCUGCCCUUGUGAGCACCAACCCUAAUGGGUUUGUCAACCGAGUGUUUAAUGUUUCUCUGGAUGUGGAGAAUGAGACCAGCAGUGUUUAUAUUCAGGAGGCUGGACCAGGGCCUGCAGAGGGGGAAGGAGAGACCCAGGCUGCCUCUUCUCAGACCCCUGUCAAAGACAGACAGGAGGUCAUCCGGAGGCCUCGUGUCACAGGGGGUAUCUGGAAGAUCUUGAAUCGAAAGAGAGCUGUCUCAGAGCUGGAGCGCAGACCCCACUCCAUGAUCCUGCCCGGGGAGGCUUCCAUCCCUAAACUCUCAUUUGCUGACAAAGUUCGCUCCUUCAAAAAGCUUAAGCCCCCCUCUGUGUUUAGAGGUAAGACAGGUAAAUUGUCUACUUCCAAGUUUAGCAACUCCUUGGUGGAUGACGAAUCCUUCUGCCGGGACAUUGGCACUCCUCAGCAGUCCAGCAGAAGCACACUCAGACAACGUGGCAAGAGGCAUUCCUAUGCUGGCUACACAGGAGACUUUGACUGCUCGUUCGAAGACAUCGACCUCACAGCUCCUAUAGACGGCCACCAGCCCACUGUAACGGGAGAGCCUGUGGCUCAGAAUGGCUGUAAACCAUCAGAAAGAGUUUGCUAUACUAAAAGAAGCCACAACAACUCAACCAACUGUAACAAAACAGCUGCAGGCUGUGAAGAGCCUAGCAUUAAAGGUAGCCCGAGCACCCACCAGGCUAGGGGAAGGAGGCACAAAGAUGUGUGGAGUUACCUGAGGAGGAUUUCCCUUUUGGGGAAGGCCAACCCUGUCUACUCAGAGAGGAGCUUUGACUCAGAGCUUCCCUCUUGGGACAAGACCAUGGACUCAGACUAUGGUUCUGUAGACUUUGACAGUGUCAGAGACUUUCAACCACCGCCCCCGAAACACUCUGACCCAAAGGGGCACUUUGGUAGUCUGUUCAAGUUUUUCAACAGUGUAGCAGAAACGGCCAGGAAAUGGCGGACAACAUCGCACUCCUUCUCUCCUCCGGAGGGCGAGAGGACACCGAUGAGCUCCCCACAGGUGACCAAGCCCACAGUGGACAACAUUCACAGUGUGUCCCUGACACUUCACAGUGAAGAACACCAACAAUCCCAGCCUAUUCCAUCAUCACCAGUAACCACUAAAUCCUCACACUCCAGUAGCUUUGAUAGCGAGGCUCCAGCACCUGUGACAGGUGGACGAUCCCCUCAGGUGGUCCUGAAAGCCUUUAGGCCAUGCCCAGGAUCUCAAGCUGUCAAUGGCCUUCAGAGUUAUGAGGGCACAGACAAACAUGUAGACAGAGAGGCAAACCACAGGUCCACAGCCAUAGUGGAGAAUCACAUCUCCCAGUCAGGGCCAACCACGGGGACUAAAACAGAAUCAGAGUUUGAAAGGGAUCCAUUAAACUGUCUCUGUCAAGAGGAAAAGGUAGAGGGACAGACAGGAAAUGAGCAGGAUUCCAGGGAUGCUCCACCUGACUCCCACCACAUACAGGAAGUGAAUGUCCAAUCACAACAAGGUGAUAAAGAAAGCACAACCAAUAGGGUACCAGCAUCAGAUUCCACAGAGGAAAUAUUUAAGCUGUGUGAGCAGAUUGCCAGCCAGACAGGCUGCGGUGGAAGGCAGCUGUGCCCAGCCAUGCCCCACUCAAGCACAGAGAAGACCUCUGUACCUCACAAGCCCCUGCGCCACCCUCGUCCUCGCCCGGCCUCAGCUGUAUUGGACCUGCGGAGGCCCAACCUAGACCGAGAUCUCUACGACCAUUAUAGUGAGGUUGGCUCACUAUGCCGGCGGAGACGCAGGCCUGCGCCCACCAUGCAACACUCUCCAGGGCAAAGACGGAUGGCUGCUCGCUCCAGGCCUUGCUCUGUUAUAGAGACCAGUGUUACUAGGGAGAUGCAGUCCACGGAGCUGCACCACAGAGCCUUGUCUCGCCCUCCGGGUGUGUCACCGUUAGAGCCCCCGCUAAGGGCAUCUCUCCAGCGGUGUCGCUCCCUGCCGCUCCCCCCCAGCACUCUCACUGCCUUGGCGCUGCUCCUGCCUCAGUCAGUCAUGGGUCAGUCGUCAUCGUCGGUGCGUCUGCGGUCUGGAGGCUCCGGUAGCUGCAGGAGGAGGAGGCUGUUAAGACCUGGUUCAGAACCGCUGCAGGUCAACAUUUUGAUAAGUGGAGGUUCAAUCGUCAACGCUGAGGCGGUAUGGGACCAUGUGACCAUGGCGGACCGGGAGUUGGCGUUUAAGGCCGGUGACGUCAUCAAGGUGCUGGACGCCUCCAACAAGGACUGGUGGUGGGGCCAGAUUGAUGAGGAGGAAGGAUGGUUUCCUGCCAGCUUUGUACGGCUGUGGGUGAACCAGGAGGAUGGGGGAGCGGAGCCAGCCGAGGGGACCAGCGAGGUGCAGAACGGGCACCUGGACCCGACCAAUGACUGCCUGUGUCUGGGCUCGCCCCUCCAGAACCGAGACCAGAUGAGAGCCAACGUCAUCAAUGAGAUCAUGAGCACAGAGAGACACUACAUCAAACACCUCAAGGACAUCUGUGAGGGCUACCUGCGCCAGUGCAGGAAGCGUGUGGACAUGUUCAACGAUGACCAGCUGAAAGUCAUCUUUGGGAACAUCGAGGACAUCUACCGCUUCCAAAUGGGCUUUGUUAGAGACUUGGAGAAACAGUACAACACAGAGGACCCCCAUCUCUCUGAAAUCGGACCAUGCUUUCUCGAACAUCAAGAUGGUUUUUGGAUAUAUUCAGAAUACUGUAACAACCACUUGGAUGCCUGUAUGGAGCUGAGCAAACUGAUGAGGGAUGGCAGGUACCAGCACUUCUUCGAGGCCUGUCGCCUCCUCCAGCAAAUGAUUGACAUUGCCAUAGACGGUUUCCUGCUCACCCCUGUCCAGAAAAUCUGCAAAUAUCCACUCCAGUUGGCUGAGCUUCUCAAAUACACUGCGCAGGAGCACAGUGAUUAUCGAUACGUGGCAGCAGCACUGGCAGUAAUGAGGAACGUCACUCAGCAGAUCAACGAGAGGAAGAGGAGACUGGAGAACAUCGACAAGAUUGCCCAGUGGCAAGCUUCUGUUCUGGACUGGGAGGGGGACGAUAUCUUGGACAGGAGCUCAGAGCUCAUCUACACUGGGGAGUUGUCAUGGAUCUAUCAGCCGUAUGGACGUAGCCAGCAGCGAGUCUUCUUCCUCUUUGAUCACCAGCUGGUCCUCUGUAAGAAGGAUCUGAUACGCCGGGACAUCCUGUACUAUAAGGGCCGCAUCGACAUGGAUCGCUACGACGUGCGGGACGCCAUAGACGGCCGUGACGACGACUUCAACGUCAGCGUGAAGAACGCCUUCAAAUUGUGCAACAAAGACAGCGAGGAGCUCCACAUCUUUCUGGCCAAGAAGCCAGAGGAGAAGAUCCGCUGGCUCAGGGCCUUCCACGAGGAGAGGAAGAUGGUGCAGGAGGAUGAGAAAAUCGGUUUUGAGAUCUCUGAGUACCAGAAGCGGCAGGCGGCCAUGACAGUGAGAAAGGUGACCAAACAGAAAGGUGUAAACAGGUGCACGCCCCCCUCAUACCCGCCCCCCCAGGACCCCCUCAGUGCGGGGCAGUAUGAGGUAACGGAGGACAUGGCACAAGGAGAGGUUUUUGAAUUCAGUCAAUCCAAAAGAGGCCAGGCUCCUUUCUGGCAGAAUUUUAGUAGAUUAGCUCCAUUUAAGAAAUAGAGAUACACAGACUCUUCUGAAGGACCAGCUAUUUUUCUUAGAAGCACCAAACACUGGAUGAUCAUGUCCCAUGAUGAAGAAAAAUACGAAAAACAAACACACACACACACACACACACACACACACACACACACACACACACACAAGGGACUUUUGAAAAUUAACCAUUGUUAAUAUAGAGGUUGAUGGGAAGCAGCAAGAGGACUGAAGACUUGGAUUUAAAACAUUGAGGACAAAUUACAACUUUACAAUUCAUAUAUGUCAGUAACGUUCUUAGUUAUCAUGCUUCUCCAGCCGAGUCAACAGUCAUGAACUCUUUCCCUUGGAUUCUGCAUCUUCACGCCACCUGAAUGUCCUGCAGUUCUUUAGAUUGUUAUAUUAAUUCAUUUUGAAUCCAUCAUCUGGAGAGAAACACAUGGCUAAACCAGAGCAUUGCUAGUCGUAUGAUUGUGUCCAACAAAGCUGAGAUCUUGCUGUGCUGCUGUGUGAGAUUGAAUAAUGACGGGCCUCAGCUACCGGCUGUGGCGUGUGAAGGGCCUGUGAAGCUCGAGUGUCGGCGUGGUCUCCGAGUUCGAUCCAUUCUGACCCAGCCGGGCCACCUCUAGCGCUACUGAUGUCUGCGUCUGGAUCUCCUCCUCACUCCCAACGCUCCGUGUUGCUCUCGCUAGCUGUUCGCAUUACAGUAGCCCUCUCUUCUUCACCGACGCUCACAGUGUUUCCCUCACUCGCUGCAUCCCUCUCGUGUCCUCUCUAUCUCCCUUCCCACCUGCUCAGCCUCGGUGAGUCAGUGGCUCUCAGAGGAACAGCUUCAUUCUCUUGGAAAGCUGCCAUUGGCCAUGAUAUGACGGGUCAGGGAACAAAUCAAUAGUCGGAACAUCAAUAGAAUAUUUACAUCCUUUCACCAACCACUUUUGACAGGGUAUUCAUAACCGAUCACACCGAGGGGCUGUGGGGUUUACGUUUGGCGCGAGAGAGCUUGCCGCUCAGAUGAAACAGCUGGGAGCAGGAGAUAGGCAGGCUACGGUCCACCUGCCUUGUGUCAGAGCCCCUCCCCCACUCUCCCCAGAGACCACCCCUGUAGCACUGUGCUGGCAGCUCACUGGGCGUUUGGAAAGAGAACAGCCUACCUCCAAGGAAAUCCACUGAGAGUUGAAGCGGUUUAAAAUAAGAUCUUUUUUUCACGUCAGCUGUCAGAAGAAAGGCUCCUUCAGUUAGCUUAAGUAUUUUGUAUUGCUCACAUUGUGUAAAAAAAAAAAAAAGAAAAAAAAGCACAGCACAUAUUCAGUCUAAGGAGUACUUUCCUUUGGGUAGGAGUGACGCAAACGUUUGCCACAGUGUGAGAAAUUAGAACGAACCCUUAACCAGCAGAAGAAGAAAUGGUUGCAAAAAAAAUGGCAGAAAUUCUAAAGGGACAGGACAACCAUAGCAGUCGGUUGUGAGUCUGAAAGAACGUACGCUGCAGAAGUGUGAGCCGAUACCACAGAGAGGCAGAGAGGUGAAUUGAAUCUGUAGCAUGCAGGUGUCCUCUGACAGAUCCACGCGUCUCUAAAGGCCGCGCUCCUCUGCGUUGUUUUCCCAGAUCUGAUCCGUGUUCUGGCAGUUAGCUCGGCACUGUUAAGUGAUUUACAGAGAGCUGGUGCCUGAUCAGAUUGAUUUGUUUAAUCAACUGAAGCUGCUGUGGGCAAUCCUGCCACAUGAUACUACAACAGAGGUGUUAGGAAAGAUAAGAUCUACCGAGGAAAAAACUACCGAUUUACAUACAUUAUGAAGGUGUAUUCUUUUCUACAGUUGGAAUGUAAGUGACACAUGAGUCCUACACGGUCCUUUUCUGUAUGCUUUGUGACCUCAGAUACAGAAGUACAUUUUGUGUUGAAUUAUAUCACCUGAUGGACAGUACAUAUACAGUAUGACAACUUGUGCAAUGUGAUAAAUCAUUAUAUAUCUUCGCUCUUCACUACGACGUGAUAUGAAAGAUUUAUAUAUCGUUCUAUGUCAUUUGUUUGCCUUCUUAUAGGCCUUAUAACCUAUUGGGGAGAGAAAAAAAAAGACCUUAGAAUUGCUUUGUAUGUUGUGUAAUUUAUGUUUUGUUUCAGUAAAGAAAGUUGAGAAAUGGCUGAGUUGGCUGCUGGUGUCUGUAGAGAUGGCUCCCAGUGAGAUUGUUUUGGAAGAUAAUUCCCUGGUCUGGCGCUGCAAAAAGAUAUGGUUCUCAGGCCAUGAUAACCUCAGGUCCCAUGCUACGCCCCCCCGCCCCCCUCUCUUGCCCCCAUUCCUCUACUCUACGCCACCACCAACAUACAGACAUAAGCAUGCAGGCAAACACACAUACACUCCACACACACACACACAAACACGCACACACACGCAUAAUCAUGCGCACUUGCUGGCCCGUUCUGCUGCGGAGAAGAGAGAUGCUAUCUUAACAGUGCCUUCCAGCAUUCCACUAGUGAUUAUCUAUUCAGUUUCACAGGCAGAUUUGAAUUAGUCAUGUAUUUUCCCUUCAGUGUGGGACUUGCAUCUCUCUCUCUCUCUCUCUUUCUCUCUCUCUCUCUCUCUCUCUCUCUCUUGUUCUCUCAAGCACACUGGGAAUUCCUCGUUCCCCAGUGCAUGAGAUCCACUUGGACAGAAACUUAGAGGCCAGGCCUUUUCCAUAUGAGUAGAUACUGUGCUGUCUGACUGAAAUACACCUUAUUAUAUUAUAUCACACGUACAUAGCCGUAAUUUUAUUGCACAAAAAGAAGUUAAUUCUAAUUUCAGACGUUUAGAAACUGCAUAGAAUUCCUUUAUUGUUAUCUAUUUAACAUGCUGAAAGGUGGUCUCAUUUGAAUUUAUAGUAGGAAACAGAUUUCCAUUAGUCAAGUUCUAGGUUUCACUUUUCAAAGUAUAUUAUUAUCAGUGAGUUAUGAAUCAAAAUCUAUCAUCUAUUUUAUCUUUAUCAGCUACACUGUAAAUAAUGUAAAAAGAACAGAUCAUAUAUUUGGAUAUUGGUAUUUUGCGUUGGAGACGAAUGUUGUUCCAGUUCUAGCGUGCGGUAGACCUCAGUACCAGGUAAAUGCAUGCUCGUGGCAUCCAAUAUUUUGCAUGAGACUUUAGACAACUCUUAACAGAUUGUUUAGUUUCAUUUAACUUCCAAUGGGAUUUUUUCACACCGCGGAACCAUUCAUUUGUGAACCCAUGCCAUCUCACUGCCGGGAGUUCUUUUCUCUGUCCACCUGUCUCCUGCUCACGACAUAUUACAGCUUGUAGCUUCUGUUUUUAUUUAUUAAGUAGAGGGGAACAUCUUUCAUCAUGCUGAAUCAAAGACUGAACUGUUGAUAGGUGAAAUGAAAGGCACGAAUGCUCUCUUUGCCCAGAUAUAUUGGGUACUAUAAACUAUAAACUUGCUCUAAAUCUUUUUUACUUUCUUUUCUUUUCUUUUGACUCCAACCUGCACUGUCACGAUCCAAACUGCUGUUUUUUAUUUUAUUUUUUUUUAAUGCCAUUAACUGCUGAGGCAAAACGGGUAUCAUUUUCUAUGACAACAGUGAACCAAAUAGGAGUUAGCACUGAUCAUGGGUGUUUGUGUAUACAUUUGUAGUCAAGCAGAAGAGCUGAAUAAAUGCGAAACCUCUCGGGAUGAGCUAAAAAUAAACAUAAUCCUGAAGAUGCACACACACACACACACACACACACACACACACAGCAUUGCAAUUCAUUUAGUGCUCUUGUUUCUGAUUAAGACAUGAUUCUUUGAAGUACAAUGACAUGACAGUACAAAUUCCACACUUGUAUUUAUUGAAUGCAGUAUUAAAUAGUACCAGUUUGGCCACAUUGUUAAAAAGUAUGUAUAUAUUGGUUUUAUUUUUCUGAUAUAAUUAUAAUUCUGCCCUUGUACUGAGAGCUGAGAGGACAGCCUUCUGUGUGGAAUUUUUUUUUUUUUUUUUUUUUUAUAUUUCAUAAAACCAAGACAGCCAAUUUAGCAGACUGUCAAUUGGAUGCAUCAGAAUUAUGUAAUUCCUUUGAGUCCAGGGCGUACGUGAGUCGCUAACCGCGUUCACUCACAUUUAGCAUAGCGACUAUCUUCAGUAGGAACUCCUUGCAGUUGGUUAUGCAGUCCUGUGUUGUUUCAAAAUAGUCCGGGUACAACAGAGUCUUCACUGAGCCAUAUAUUGAUGUGGUGUCCUAUGACAACAAGGGUAACAGAAGACUGACAUCCCACUUUUGGAAUCUAUCCAUUGUAUUAUACCAUCUAGUUUGAGGUCUGGAUUUUUGCCUAUCACAGAAAAUUGAAUUCACAGUAUCCAUAUCCUAUGUCACCAUAUGCAAACAUUUGUCAUUUUCUUUCUUGCUGACCUUUGAGUUUGAUUAUUUGUUGUAGAAAUGAAAAACCUGAAAAAUAAUGCCUAUUCAAUCCAGAAACUGUGAAUGGAAGAGUGGAGAUGUCAACUGUAUGUACAUUAUAUGUUUUGAUGUAAUCAGAAGCACUGGGAAUAUGUUGUACUUCGCUGUAAAAAUAAAUCCAUAUCUGAUAUAGCUGUACUUUUGUUGAAAAUAAAACCUCUACAGAACUACGUUUCCAGGCGUAAAUGUGUGAGAGAGAGCAUUGUGCUGAGCUUCCUGUUGUAUGACAUAAUUUCCUGUUUGUAUAGGUCCCCAUUCCCAAAAGCUGACACGUUAACUCCUGGAUGUACGUAUUACAGAAGAAAGAUUUAAAGGCAGUAGAUCACAACAUCAUCAGGAAGGUGUUACGUCACAAAAGAAAAUUUUUAACU
This is a messenger RNA of Perca flavescens (yellow perch), 8896 nucleotides long. It is a transcript of the gene arhgef9a, whose product is annotated as Cdc42 guanine nucleotide exchange factor (GEF) 9a. The transcript is spliced from 14 exons. NCBI's taxonomy places the organism in Eukaryota, Metazoa, Chordata, Actinopteri, Perciformes, Percidae. The record is from RefSeq and is a predicted model, not a curated record. Gene Ontology annotation, molecular function: protein binding; guanyl-nucleotide exchange factor activity. Bases 420 to 4148 code for a protein of 1242 amino acids.